CCCUGGACAGACCGCCAAGGUUAUGACGGAAGCUGCUGCUACGCCAUCUACCCUGACGCCCUCAGCACUCCCGGCACCCAACCCAACAACGAUGAGGGAGCAGUGGAAAGGGGAGUUUUCCCGCUUCUUCAUGUUUCAGUGGCAGCACUCCCCCACUGUCGACGUCGCACCCCGUCCGCUUACCAAGGGCCGAGGGCGCUACUGCAGAGGCACCUGGCUCACCGCAUCCUUGCCGGCAACCAUCCUCAUUGUCAAGGCUAGCUCCUCCGACGUCGCUGUGCUCUCCAUUUCCGUCGCUGGCUACAUACACGAAGAGCACAUCGUUUCCAGUCUCCACUUGACGUGGCCUCAAGUUGCUUGUGUGCCUCAGUGCCCGGUUAGAGGGAGCAGAGUGGUUUUUAUGAGUUAUAGGGAUUGUUCUAACCAGAUCCAGAAAUUCGUGGUAAGAUUUCUAACGUGUGCAGAUGCAGAAACAUUCAUCUACUUUUUUAAGGACUGUUCGAGGGAUACCAUGGAUUUUGCAUAUCCAGCAAGUGAUUUAUUGUGUGAUAGCUCUUCACCAUCUAAAAUGAUUGCUUCAAAUGCACUCGAAUACAUAUCUAAUGAGGGCGAAGGCUAUGAAGAAGCCAUAACAAAUGAUAUGCCGUCUCCAGCCUUUGGCCAGGAUGAAUCAUACCGUCCUUUGCCUCUUGUCAACAACAGUAACACAAUUACCUCUUUCGUUCCCCCAAGUUUUACAGAGCUAUUGACCAAUUGUUCAAAAUAUCCGCAGAAUGAGAUUAGUAAGCAACUGGAGGAAGCUAAUCAUACACUUAGGAGCGGGGAAAGUGCUCCGCAUUUUUCUCCUCAGAGUAUGCUGACUAUCUUAUAUCUUGUAUUCAUGGGUUUUAAAAAGGGGAAAUUAUUAGGUGCAGACAACGGAGUAGAGAUGUGUCCGAUUUAUUGGAUACACUGCGUACGCUCUGCUUACACUCUGCGUGUUUGUAGAUACACAUCAAAUAAGCAACAAAUCCUUACAACUAAAUAUUUGUUGUUUAUUUACUACAUAUUUACAAAUACGCAGUAUGUAUGCAGAGUGUAUGAUAGCAAGCAACUUGUUGUACUUGACGCAGAUAUGAAGAAUGAAAUUGCGAGAUACAUGUCAGAUGCUUCGUUUCAUGAUCUUCUGUUCACAAUCGAAAAGGUGUUCCGUGAACUGGGAGAGGGCCCGUCACUGUGAACUGCUUCAAAACCUCAAAAUUACAGACCUCAAUGAUUUUUUUUUUUGGUUUUUUGAUAUGGUAUUGGUCUAUUAUAGCUGAAUCACAAGGUAGAUCUCUUUAUACUUGCUAACAAAUAUCCUUUUUUU
Dendrobium catenatum is the source of this 1348-nucleotide messenger RNA. RefSeq names its product protein POOR HOMOLOGOUS SYNAPSIS 1. The transcript has 10 exons. NCBI's taxonomy places the organism in Eukaryota, Viridiplantae, Streptophyta, Magnoliopsida, Asparagales, Orchidaceae. The coding region runs from base 23 to 1219 and encodes 398 amino acids. The record is from RefSeq and is a predicted model, not a curated record.